Dalotia coriaria is the source of this 1696-nucleotide messenger RNA. Its product is annotated as cytochrome P450 4C1-like. Lineage: Eukaryota; Metazoa; Arthropoda; Insecta; Coleoptera; Staphylinidae. The transcript is spliced from 7 exons. The record is from RefSeq and is a predicted model, not a curated record. Bases 8 to 1555 code for a protein of 515 amino acids. Gene Ontology annotation, molecular function: iron ion binding; heme binding; monooxygenase activity.
UACUACAAUGUUCUUUCAAUCAUUUAAUAACAAGUUUAUCUUGUUGGAUUUGGUAUUACCCUUUAUUGGGUUUACUUUAAUUGCCUUGUUGAUAUUUCAUCGCCAUUGGUUUCAAUCAUGGAAUUUGAUCCACAAGUAUCCAAAAAGCCGCCUUUUCAUAUAUUUUCCACUAAUUGGACAUUUAGGGUUGUUGACAUACAUCCGCCCUUCAAUGAAAAAUUUUAUGAAUCUAUUUGCCAUGUUCGGGAGUGAAUCUGGAAAAAUGAUAAGGCUUCUCGGAUUUCGGACCAUCACAGUCUACAAAGUUGAACACUUAGAUGUUGUGUUCACCCAUCCACACACCCAAAAGAAACAUUAUAGUUACGAUUUCUUCAAGGGAUUUGUAGGGGACUCAAUAUUUCGAAUUCAUGGUGAACGAUGGAAACGGAAUCGAAAAGCAAUGAGUCCCACAAUGCAUCCGGAAACAAUUGCACCUUACACUGAAGACAUGGCUAGAAUAACUAGUAUUUUAGUGGAUAAGUUAAAAUUGAAACAAAGGUGUACUUUUGAUAUUAUGCCUGACGUUGCAAAAUGUGUCAUGGAUGUUUUUGUUAAUACUUCUUUUGGAGUUGACAUGAAAUUACAAAAUGGCAACGCAAACAAAUUCGAUCAUUACACCGAUGCUUUCUUAGAAUUAGCGAUGUAUCGAAUGAUGGCGUUACCACUACAUCCGGAUUUUAUCUAUAAGUGGACUAAGUCAUAUGAACUUCAGGAAGAAGCAUUAAAAUAUGGAAAAAUUGUCACUGAUAAAAUUUUUAUGGAUAGAAAAGCCAUUUAUAACGAAGAAUUAAAAACCCGCAAUUUAGAAGUUAGUUUGGAAGAACAAUAUGGCCGCAAGCGAAAGUUCAUUGAUCAUUUAUUGGAUUUAAGUCAAGAUGCUUUAAUUACCGAACAAGAAGUUCUAGAUGAAGUUAAUACAUUCAUGAUAGCUGGCUUUGACACUUGCACUUCGGGAGUAUGUUUUACUCUAUUAGCGCUAGGAAUGUAUCCAGAUAUGCAAGAAAAAGUUUAUCAGGAACUUAUGGAUGUACUUGGUACUGAACGCGAUAUUCAAUACAGCGACCUAUCAAAAUUUGUUUAUCUGGAAAAGGUGAUUAAAGAAUCACUCAGAGUUUUUCCGCCAAUUCCCGCUGUUAUACGCGUGGCCGAAGAGGAUUUUCUUUUGGACGGAAAUACAGUACCAAAAGGCACUCAAUUAUUGUGCAAUAUCUUGAGUACUCAUCGGUCGUCUUUAUAUUGGAAAGAUCCGAUGAAGUUUGAUCCAGAGAGAUUUACCUCAGAGCAAACGGUUAAACAUGUCAAAAAUAGCUUUGUUCCAUUUUUGGCUGGGCCACGCACAUGUUUCGGGACAAGAGUGGCCUGGAUGUCCCUGAAAACCAUUGUUGCAACUUUAAUUCGAAGAUACAAAGUCUUUACACCUUACAAAUCUCCAGACGAUAUAAAACUGGAAAUAAAAAUGACAUUGAAGGCAGAAGAAGGUAUAUUGAUUCGUCUGGAAGAACGUAAACAACUCUGACGUCUUUCUAUGGGAAGUAAAUUCAUUGUUAAAAUUAAUUAGCGGAAGCUACUAUUGCAUUAUAUUACAAAUGGGAAUAUUUGCGCAUUCUCAGCGCAUUAUUAAGGAAGCAAUUUGAAUAAAAAUAAAGAUAAGAUUAAA